AUGGGAGCUACACUUUCCAUUAAUAGGAAAGAUCUGCUUCACGAGUAUUCCAUAUGGAAUAUGAAAGCUCGCGAGAGUGGCAAGUCCUACCAUUGUAAGUGUUGUUAUCAUGUCAACAGCGACAUUCACAGUAAAGAGAACAAGGUGCCUCAAACGACCUGCGAUGCCGUUGCUGCAUACCUCCACAAAUGCGCCAAUGUGGGCAAGAAGAAGAUGAAAUCGAAGAUCGAACCAGCACCUUCUAAAUCAAGCAAGAUUAAGGAAACUGAAACUCAGAAAUGCGAUCCAGCUCCGCCGCUUCUCGCUCCAACCCAAGAGGUUAAGCUGCCAAUCAAGACAACAGAGUCCAAGCAAGUUGUCAGCCAAGGUGUUGAUAUUCCUCUAGCGAAUCCUAAACUACCGAUUUCUCAGUCGUUUAUGAUCACUAGCGACGCUCUUCGCUGCUUGGGGAAUUUCGUCCGCUGCCAUUGUAAGAAUCUAACGCGCUUCCGUGCAUCGGAGGUAAUUUUAUGGCUACGAGGAGUUGACAGGGCGUUACUACUACAAGGCUGGCAAGAUCAAGCUUUCUUGACACCACCCAAUCUUGUGUUCUUAUUUAUGCUGCUUAAGGAAACUCUGUCGGAUAAAAUCCCGAAUCCAGCCCAGUUACGUGCUGAAAUUUUAACAUGCCUGUACAUGGCUUACACUUACAACGGCCCCGAAAUAAGCUAUCCUUUAAAACCUUUCCUUGUGGAUGGAGACAGAAGAGCUUUCUGGGACCGGUGUAUGGUUAUAACAAACAACCUUAGCGAAAAAAUGCUUCAAAUGAACAGAGAGCCGAAAUUUUUUGGCGAACUCUUGGUCGAACUGAAAAAUUAUGGUGGAUCGUCUAUAACUGACAGAAGAGAUGGGUAA
Messenger RNA from Stylophora pistillata, 894 nucleotides. Its product is annotated as cyclin-dependent kinase 5 activator 1. Gene Ontology annotation, biological process: axon guidance. NCBI's taxonomy places the organism in Eukaryota, Metazoa, Cnidaria, Anthozoa, Scleractinia, Pocilloporidae. Gene Ontology annotation, molecular function: protein kinase binding; cyclin-dependent protein serine/threonine kinase activator activity. The record is from RefSeq and is a predicted model, not a curated record. Gene Ontology annotation, cellular component: protein kinase 5 complex; cytoplasm; growth cone.